AUGGCUUUGGACAUUGUCUCCGUGGCCCCCCUCUACCAAGGCCCUGACAUCAACAGAAUAAGGCUGAUGACAACAGAGGCAUCCAAAACGCCAGCCUCCCCACUCAAAUCCUUGGUCCCAUCUAAGACCAAACUCACCACCAUCGAGACCAAGAGGAUCAUGUCCGUCCUGGAUGAGGCCAUCUGCAAGGUGGAGUUGGUGACCCUGCUGUCAGACGUGGUAGCCAAUCAAGCAGCUCUGGAGGGGACGCUGGGGGAGGACAUCAUGAGGGCAGUGAGCGACCAUGGAGACCUCUGCAAGAGCCUCCUGGACAGUGUCAACGACCUGAAUGACCAGGAAAGGCAGGUGCAGGAGUUGGAAGACAUGGAGGAUGAGAGGGGGCUCAGAGACCUGCUCCUCCUCAUGGAGGAGCAGAAACACAGCCUCCCACCACUGAUGCGGCAGAUCAAAGACUCCACCAAGAACAUCCUGCGGCUCUUGCUCAAUAACCCCCAGGCUGCCAGGCUCCUGCAGAUGCAGACGCUGGGCCGAAGUGCAGAAGCCCAAAGUUUUAUCGACAGCCUGGUAGAACUCCGUGGUUUCCUGUUUGAGAAGCUACUCACUAGCCCCAUGGAGGUCAGGGACCAGACCCUGUUCAUACAGGAUAUCAGUAGGCGGAACAGGAGGAACCAAGAAAGCGUGGAAGCUCUUGAAAAUGAAUUGGCAAAAAGCCUUAAGAACAGGGAUGCCGAGGUGGAGAAGGAGAACUUUGUGAUCCAAGAGCUGAAGAACCACCUGCACCAGGUGCUCAAGUUCUCGGAGAACAGCCUCCUUCGCACCAAGCAGGAGGCCGAGAAGCAGCAGAAGGCAGACUUCAGGGCCUCACAGGCCAGGAUGGCCAAGAUCCAGCAGGAGAUCCUGAUGCUGCGCAUGCAGUACCACAACCUGGUCACGGAGAACCGGGAGCAGGAGCAGGCCCUGAGGAAGAAGAAAUAUAAAGUGGAGACGGAAAUAGAGAACUGGAUCCAGAAGUACGAUACGGAGAUGAGUGAAAAGCAGAUGGAGUAUGAGGAGCUGGAGGUCGUCCACAAGGAGGAGAAGGUGCAGCUGGACGAGCUGAGGCAGAAGCACGACGUGCUGGUGGAGGAGUUCUCCCAGAUCCGCACGGAGCGGGAGGUCAACUCCAGGAAGAGGAUGGAGGCUGAGGAGCAGCUGGUGCGCAUGGUGCGGGCCGCCACGCUCAUCCAGGCCAUGUGGAAGGGCUACCUGGUCCGUUCCAUGCUCAGGUCCAAGAAGAAGAAGCGGGCCAAGGGCAAAGCAAAGGAUAAGGGCAAGGAGAAGCCCAAGGGCAAGGAGAAGCCCAAGGGCAAGGAGAAGGCCAAAGGCAAGAGAUGA
Trichechus manatus latirostris (Florida manatee) is the source of this 1374-nucleotide messenger RNA. RefSeq names its product IQ motif containing D (gene DRC10). NCBI's taxonomy places the organism in Eukaryota, Metazoa, Chordata, Mammalia, Sirenia, Trichechidae. The coding region runs from base 1 to 1374 and encodes 457 amino acids. The record is from RefSeq and is a predicted model, not a curated record. The transcript is spliced from 4 exons. Gene Ontology annotation, molecular function: protein binding.